This is a messenger RNA of Aspergillus steynii IBT 23096, 565 nucleotides long. RefSeq lists its product as uncharacterized. The transcript has a single exon. The record is from RefSeq and is a predicted model, not a curated record. The coding region runs from base 322 to 492 and encodes 56 amino acids. NCBI's taxonomy places the organism in Eukaryota, Fungi, Ascomycota, Eurotiomycetes, Eurotiales, Aspergillaceae.
CUCCGCCGAACAAGCCAUCUGUAAACGUUUUACCAUCUAGAUAAGUACCUACCUAGAUAGGUAUCUACCUGUCUAUACCUCUCCAUGGAUGUAUACCUCGUCAGUACCCCCCUUCCCAGCGUGGGAGGCUGUGCUACCUUAUUUACUCCGGCCUGCAAGAUCUCCAUACUUGUAGCGAGGCAAGCGUCCCAGAAAGACACAAUCCUAGCCUCCUGUAGCGAAUACCGGAUAAGAGCAGACAUGCAUGGAUGAGAAGCACGUAUUUUGGGGCCUGAUCUCUCGAUACGCCGUGGAAUGAAAGUGUAAACACACAUAGGAGCAAUGAAUAUUUCCAAUGCACCCUCUGCAACCACCAGAAGGGAAUUGUACUGGUGGUGGUGGUACCUAUGGAUGAAUGUAAGUAGCUACAAUGCGGGUUCGGCGCCGUGGUUCGUCACGCAGGCCGGAUCUUGCCCACAGACACAUCCAGACUUGCAUGGCGGUCGUGUUUGAUAUCCUGGCAUGAGCUCAGACCGGGGGCGACGGAUGCAACAAACGGAUCAAGCGCAUCUGUUUCGAUCCCAAG